UUUGCACCAUAAAGUCCCCAUGAGACACCAGAAAUGUCAUUUGGUGGAGGAAUACUAUUUCAUCUAUUGCUUGUUUCACUAGUUCUCUUCCCAAAUCUGGGAAAUAUUUCUGUUCCUGGACGUCAGUAAUGAUUCAUGUAAAAGUUAUGAGUCGUUUUACCUUAAGUGAUACACUGAUGCGAAUGCUGGUUGUUUCAAUCUAUGGUCGAGAAAGAUAUGGACACCGCUAACAGGUUCAUUCAUUGUUCAAAAUGUCUUUGAUGUUCAUUUCAGUGUGUGAACCAUCCCUUUAAAUUGAACCCAUCGGGUAUAUGUCCAUAUUUGACCCAACCAUGAGUUAAAACAAUCCAGCAAAAAUUAGCUGUUGCUUUUCUAACGGGGAUUUGGUAAAGGUAAAGAUUCAGUGACACCGCAACAUGUGGAGGUGAACGUUUUAAAGAAUUAUAUUAAAAAUACAUAGUUAAAAAAAUACUUCCUAGAGAGGUGUAAAGUAGGCUAUAAUUCCACGUCAAACGAGGGAAAACACAUGGGAACCUCUUACCAGUAAGAGGAAACCACGAGUUUUAUCGGAAAUGUUUUCUUUCACUUUUGGCAUACAGUGUAUAUAUACACACCGUCUGACGAACGAUGGCAAACAUUCGACAUGCUGCAGCUGCACCUCUUGAUCAUUUUAAGCUUCGUAAGUGGAGCUUAUCUUUCGGUUAUUAUUGCACGAGGAGACACAUCUGUAGAGUUCGGUGGGGAUACAUCACUUUCCUGCGCCCUCUCGAACCCGUCCGGAGUCAAACAGGUGUCCUGGGAGCGAGUGCGCGCCGGUGAUGAUGCUGAAACUCUGGCUACGUUCAGCGAGCGCUACAAGGAUUAUGUGCACCAAGAAUAUGUCGGAAAAGUCACUAUCACGGCGUCAUUUAAUUCUUCGUCUAUUGUGAUCAAAAACGUAACAUUUGAGGACGAGGCCUGCUACAUUUGUUCCUUCAAAUUGUAUCCAUCAGGACCUAAACGGGAAACAUUGUGCCUCACCGUUAAAGGUAUAUCGGAAAUUACAGCAUCAGUCAACCCUGCAUCUGGUUCUGAUUCAGAUGUAACAGUCUCAUGUUUAGCCAAGGGGAAACCCACACCGAUACUCCAGUGGAAAUCCACAGAGAAAGACCAAACCCUCCAUCUCUCUGGGUCAAAUAACAUAAUGAUCAACAGUGACGGUUCAAACACUACUACAAGUUACCUCAAACUACCAAUAUCACAGUUUCAUGGGAAAAGUGUUGAAUGUGUGGCGCAGAGUGACAAUGUGGAGAAAAGCUACCAGAUCUCCUUGUCUGGAAAAAAUGAUGAAGUGACCAAUAAUACAUCAAGGCGCUAUAUCACUACAGUUUUGGUCCUCGUUUUCAUGCUUAUUAUAAUUUUUGUAAUUACUCUCAUCUGUCUUUACAAGAGACUACAUGGAACCACUUUAAGGAAGAUAUCUCUUUCUGUGGAUUCACUUCAGAAACCAGUUGUAAUAGAAUGUUGCUUGGAAUGUUAACUCAUACCUCAAAAUAUGCAUUUGCAGUCAUUUAUUUUUUUGCUAUUUAUAGUAAAUAACUGUGUUAUUUUAUCAUUUUAUUAUCUUGAAGUAUUUUAUUAUUAUAUUGAUUUAUUUAUUUAAAGUCUCAUUUUCAUUACUUUGUUUAUCUGAAUGAAGCACUUUUUACACUAUUUUAAUAUGUUGGAUCAUGACUCAAAAACACCAUGCUCACAUUGCACUUGCACUUUAAGAUCCUUAAGUUUUAUUAUAUGUCUCAUUCCUUUUAGCUUUUACUAUUUAUUUAUUGUUUACAACACUAUUUCACUUUUAUAAAACACACACAAACUAUCCAUUUGUCUUGUUGUGUUACUGUGUUUUUCCCCAUCCCGAUGCCAUGUCUCCUAUAGUGAGCAAUGAAUGUGUUGUUUUGUUUCUGAAUAGAAAUUAUUUGCUUGUAACAUAUUUUGAACAUGUUUAGCAAUUGAUACAUUACGUAUCCAUAAAAUCAGCAUGGUCAAUUCAAACAGGGCAGCAAGCUGAUAGCUUCGAAUCUCUUAGAUGCUGCAUGUAGUAUGUUUUGUCAAGAGACACAUAAAAACCAUUCACAUUUGAAGUUAUUGUUGUGCUAUUAUAGUUGAAUGUAUUACACUGAUGUACAUGUUUUCAGGGCAAAGUAUUGAGAGCUAAAUAUAAGAAAUGUUUAUGGUUCCUUGAACAAUCAUGAAAAACAUUCCAUAAAAAUAAAGAUCUGUAAAGCUUAUUUGAAUGUUGUGCUCUUUAAAAUACCAUAAACAAAGGACAUUGCUAAGUAUACAAACAGAAAAAGCCUUGAAAUACAGUAGUAAUGUGUAAAAGUGAAAGAUGUGGUUUAUUUCUUCAGGUAAUUCUUACAUCCGGUCAGAUCAGUGAUUAAUGCUAUUAAUAUCUGUAUCAUGUCUACUGUUUAUGCCUAAAUGCAAGAAGAAUGCAUGACAUUGUGUCUAGGUUAUUUUUGUAUUUUGU
Triplophysa rosa is the source of this 2503-nucleotide messenger RNA. RefSeq names its product OX-2 membrane glycoprotein-like. The transcript is spliced from 5 exons. Gene Ontology annotation, molecular function: cell-cell adhesion mediator activity. The record is from RefSeq and is a predicted model, not a curated record. Lineage: Eukaryota; Metazoa; Chordata; Actinopteri; Cypriniformes; Nemacheilidae. The coding region runs from base 644 to 1519 and encodes 291 amino acids.